Penicillium cataractarum is the source of this 1470-nucleotide messenger RNA. RefSeq names its product putative 2-methylcitrate dehydratase (PrpD). NCBI's taxonomy places the organism in Eukaryota, Fungi, Ascomycota, Eurotiomycetes, Eurotiales, Aspergillaceae. The record is from RefSeq and is a predicted model, not a curated record. The coding region runs from base 1 to 1470 and encodes 489 amino acids. Gene Ontology annotation, molecular function: lyase activity. The transcript is spliced from 2 exons.
AUGGAACCUGCAUACGACCAACCGAUCACCGACAUCGCACGCUACAUUUUCCACUAUGAAAUCGACAAAGCAGACGAAAAAGUCUGGGCACGGGCGCGGUUGGCAUUACUCGAUACUCUAGGCUGUGCCAUUGAGACUGCGGCUACCAGCGACGAGUGCCGAAAGCUGCUAGGUCUUACGAGUAAAGACAUGAUCGUUCCAGAUGGAUUUCGAGUCCCGGGCACCAAUCUACAGGUCGACCCUCUAGAGGGAGCGUUCGAUUUUGGAGUGCUUAUACGCUACUUGGAUCAUAAUGAUGCGUUGGGAGGGGCGGAAUGGGGUCAUCCAUCAGACAAUAUCGCAACCAUCUUGGCUGUUAUGGACUGGUCGUCGCGCAUGGCAGCCUCGGGACGUCUCGUUCAUACAGGACCACCGCUGACCAUGCGGACAUUAUUGAUCGCACUGAUCAAGGCAUAUGAGAUACAAGGGUGCUACCAAAUGCGCAAUGCAUUCAAUGCGUACGGCAUCGACCAUGUGGUAUUGGUCAAACUGGCUUCGGUUGCCGUCGUUUCUUGGCUACUGGGGCUCACAGAAGAGCAGACCAUGGCAUGCAUCUCUCACGUCUGGAUGGAUGGGCAGCCCACGAGGGUAUACAGAGUGCGCGAUAAUACGAUUCCACGGAAAGGUUGGGCUGCAGGAGACGCUGCGCGGAGAGCUGUACAGCUUGCUCUUUAUGUCCAAGCGGGCCAGCCAGGUUCGCCGGGAGCUUUGUCCUCCAGACCGUGGGGGUUUUGGGCUCGAACAUUUGGAGAAACGGGCUUCCAGUUUGCUCGACCAUUUGGUACAUGGACAAUCCAAAACGUGCUAUUCAAGGCCAUGCCGGUGGAGGGACAUGCCGUAUCUGCGGUGGAAGCGGUCCUGCUCCAAAUGCGUCGCUGCAAAGAAAUAGGAUUGUCGAAUCCCAUGCAAGACAUAAAGCGGAUCGACUUGCGCACUACGGCCGCAGCCGAUUUGAUCAUCAACAAAAAAGGACCAUUGCGCAAUGCUGCAGACCGUGAUCAUUGCAUUCAGUACGUUGUUGCUUUGGCAUGUUUGAAGGGUAGUGCGCCUGAGGCUGUCGACUAUCUCGACACAAGCCCAUGGGCGACCAAUGAAGAUCUGAUGUACUUGAUGGACAAAAUCACGGUUUCACCUGACCCGGUGCUGACCCAUGAUUAUUUGGACCUGGACAAAAAGAGCUUGGGGACGGGUGUCACAAUCCAUCUCAAGAACCAAUCGGUUCUUCCGGAGAUACUCGUUGAGUAUCCUCUCGGACAUGUGCGAAAUCCCAGGACGAACGCGUUUCUGGAAGCCAAAUUCUCACAAAACAUGGCGCGGAUGUUCUCUGCGAGAGAAACUGCCCAGAUCGCGGGAGCAGUCCACCGUCCUGAUCUGCAAGUAACGAGUUUCGUGAAUUUGCUUGCGCGUCCGGCAGACCAACCAAAACUGUAA